GAAAACGCGUGAAUGUGUAUCCUAUAAAAGCAAUGCCCCAACUAACUUGAAACGGACGAAAUCUCUCUGUAAUUAAUCUCUCUCUCUUCCUCCCAAAUCCUCAACAAUGGCGAAGAGCGAGCGCGAUUCGAAAGAGGACGUCGUUCCCGGAGGCCGUGUGGACGACGUGGAGAAGGUUUUCCGGAAGUUCGACAAAAAUGGCGACGGCAAAAUAUCGCUAUCCGAGCUCAGCACGAUUCUCAAUGCCGUCGGCCCUGUGACGCCACCGGAGGAGGUGAAUCACAUAAUGCUGGAGCUGGACACCAACGGCGACGGUUUCAUCGAUAAGAAGGAAUUCGCCGCUAUAUAUUGCCCCUCCAGCGGCGGCGACUCCAACGCCGAUGAAAAGGAGCUUCUGGAAGCCUUCAACCUAUACGACAUCGAUAAGAACGGGAAGAUCACUGUCAGUGAGUUGAAAUUGGUGAUGGAGAGCCUCGGAGAGAAGUGUUCGAGCAAGGACUGCAAACGCAUGAUCAGGAAAGUCGAUGUCGAUGGAGACGGCUGCGUUAACUUCGAAGAAUUCAAAAAAAUGAUGAGUAAGAGUUGAUUAACCGGACGUCUAGGUUCGUUUAUUAGGACUAAUCCUUUGUUUCAUCGGAUUAGAUGCGUAAUAUCGUUUUAUAUUGCUUGUGAUAUAGUCCGAAGUGUUAAUUUGUCAAGCAAUAAAAUGUUGAUAUAACUUAAUUUGAUUUUUUCUCUUAUCAUCUCUGAGGUCGAUGUUAUUCACUACGGAAUACGGAUUAUAUUACACAGUACUUCGGAUAUUGUGAGCCACUUUCAAAAGAUUUAAAACAGUUUCAUUGUACGUCUUUUUGAAAGGAAAACAGUUUAAUGCGGAGUAUGAAGUUGUUA
Molecule: messenger RNA, 891 nt
Organism: Cuscuta europaea
Lineage: Eukaryota; Viridiplantae; Streptophyta; Magnoliopsida; Solanales; Convolvulaceae
Source: the annotation of a GenBank genome assembly